GUGCCGGGAUUGAAUUCAGUCAGUCGCUUGUUGGCAUGCGGCGGUGCGAGUCGUCGUCGUCGUCGAUGUGAUGGAGGCGAGUGGAAACGCGAGCGGCGCGGCCGAGAACCUGUUCGAAGGGUACUCGCCGGCGCUGCUCGACCUGGCCGUCGCCUGCUGCGUCCUCUUCGUCCUGCUCGGCGUGCCCGGCAACCUCAUCACCAUCGUCGCCCUCCUCCGCUGCAAAAAGGUUCGGAACGCGACAGCAGUGUUCAUCAUCAACCUGAGCGUGUCGGACCUGAUGCUGUGUUGCUUCAACCUGCCGCUGGUGGCGUCGCUGUUCUACCAGCGAGCGUGGCGCCACGGCCACCUGCUGUGCGUUUUGCUGCCGCUGCUGAGGUACGGACUGGUCGCCGUCUCGCUCUUCACGGUGCUGGCCAUCACCCUCAACCGUUACGUCAUGAUCGGACACCCUCAACUCUAUCCAAGGCUGUACAAGCGUCGGUACCUGGCGCUGAUGGUGGCGACGACGUGGGUGACGGGGUUCGGGGCGUUGAUUCCGACGCUUUUGGGCGAGUGGGGCCGCUUCGGGCUGGACACGCAGAUCGGCAGUUGCAGCAUUCUGCCGGACGAAAACGGCAGCUCGCCCAAAGAGUUCCUUUUCAUAGUCGGAUUCGUAGUUCCGUGCGCCGCCAUCGUCGUCUGCUACGCACGCAUUUUCUACAUCGUCCGCCGCACGGCGCUGCGUUCGCGCCGCGCGCCCCCUGCGAACGCCAACGCCACCACCGGCCCACUAGCGCCACGCUCGGCGGAGGUGUCGGCCGUCACGUGCCGCCUCGCUUCCGAUGACUCGGCCCUCGGGCUCAGCAGCCUCGCCGACGCCAACGGACACUCGGACCACGCCCCCCGCAGCAACUCCUUCCUCACGCCCAUGCGACUUCAGCUACCAGGCAAAGCGUUUCGCAUGGAGGAGCAGUCGACCUCCGGCGUCGACGCGUGUGGCGGCGCCGAUGACGACGGCGGUCCUUCCCCAGAUCGCUCGGCGACGCCGUCGCCCACUCCAGGCCGGCGUGAGCGGACGACCUCCGCGGCGACGGUGACGUCGGCCCUGUCGCAGUUGGCGUCGGUGCUGCGGCGGAGUCGACGGCGGCGCCGGACGUCGGCCACGACGUCGACGGCGCCGCCGCAGCCGGGCAAGAUGACCGCCAAGGACAAGAAGCUGCUGAAGAUGAUCCUGGUGAUCUUCGUGUGCUUCCUGGUGUGCUAUUUGCCCAUCACCCUGACCAAGACCUUCAAGGCGUCCGAGCUGCGCGACCUGAACCUGCUCAGCUACAUGCUCAUCUACCUGACGACGUGCACCAAUCCGGUCAUCUACGUGGUGAUGAGCUCCGAGUACCGCCAGGCCUACAAGAACCUGCUCAUGUGCCGCCGGGGGGCCGAGUGGGCCGCCGAGGCCCCAGGGCCCCACCACGGGCCCAGCCGCAGCGUCUCCCAGCGGGCAUGACGCCCGCCGCGGCUCGACGCCUCCUCCUCGGUCGUCAGCCGCGUGCUCAGCUUCCGCAGGGCCACGCCCACCCCCCACUGCUAGUCCCUCCGCCCUGCCUAGCCUUCCCCUCCGACCUGAGACUCAAAAAACUCACCACCAUGGCCGUUUUUGCUCUCUAGAAGACUCUGUUCCCCUCCCCUCUGACCUGUGUUUUCUAAUUGUUGCAAGUUACCGCACUUCCCCUAUUACCUUUCACCUGAGAAGCUUGAGAAGAGAAUUGCUUAUUGACUGGACACUUCUCCUGCGACCUAAACUCUUUGGUUUAAGUUACCCUGUUAUGACAGGAUGAUUCCCUAAUGGCCAGUUUACCCUCCCCUCUAACCUGAGAGAAGACUGAAGUGCUUUCUUGACAGGUGCUAUAAACAUCUCCCCACAACUAGUAAAGAUCCUCUGCACUAACAAGACCCUGCUGCUGUCAAAGGUCGUUCUCUCCCUCCCAUAGACCUGAGUCUUUUCCUUUUUUUAACCUUCGGACGAUUUUUCAAGACUUUUUUGCCAGUUAAACCUCCCCUCCAACCUGAGUAAUCUGAAAAAACUUUCCCUGGCCUUCUUCAAAGGCUAUGCAAUAUUAAAACCCCUCGUCUGAUUUCAAGGGUUAUUCUCUCCCUCCCCUCCAACCUGAAAUAAGACUAAGAUUGUGCCCCUUUGGUUGAUUAAAGCUGUGUAAUAAUAAAUAAUUAAUUUGUUCUCUCCUAUUUUAACCUUUGGGCGAAUUUUCAAGAUUCUAAUUGACAGUUUAACCUCCCCUUCAACCUGAGAUGAAACUGAAAAAACUUCCCUGGUCUUCUCUCAAGGUCAAUCAUACCUCCCACUCGACUCUGUAGUAUCAAUACCCUUCGUCUGAUUUCAAGGGUCAAUCUCUCCCUCCCCUCCAACCUGAAAGAAGGUUUAAACUCUCUUUACGCUCUUAAAUACGUUUCGCCUCUCCUCUUGAGCCUAGAGACGAUAUUUUUGUCCCUUCUGUGACAAGAUUCCGACGGCCACGCCAACCUCCCCUCCAACCUUAAUUCACUUCCCCUAUUUUCGUAAUGAAUGGAGCAUGCUGGUUCCAUUGAAGUCAGUUUUAUUUAUUUGCGCUGAAUGUUGAAUUGAAAAUAACCUUUUCCGACCUGAGCCUCCGGAAAAGAACACACCGCUUUUUUAUUUUCGAAUCGAAGUUUUAGAGUUUAAUAUCUGAGCCGAAAGGGAAAGGUUCUCCUCUACCUGGAAAAGAGGCGGAUUUUUCCCUUUCACUUUCAAAAGAUCUCAGAGUUUGAUGUGAACGCUGGAUUAUUUAUAACUGUGUUCAAGGUUUCGUGCGUGUCCGCGAGAAAUAAAUAAAAAAUGAAAAACCCAGCUGUCAAACUCCCUGUGCACGCUGCGCAAAAUGACAAGUCAAUAACUUUAAAUUAAAUAAAUAAAUGCGAGAGAGUGCUGCAUUUUCAGAGAAGUGAUUUAUCUGUGAUGAAUGUCCAAAAGCGAACAUUUGCUAAAUAUUAAGCGUUUUACACGGUUCAAGACGCCAACUGUAUAAAAAUAAAACUACGACUUUACUGUUGCAAAUAUAAAAAUAUAGAUAUAAUAUGUAUUACCGCCGGAAGGGAGAGUUGUUUUCGUUGGGAAAUUAGUCGUGUUUUUAACUCAGCUUUCGCUCUCUCUCUCUCUCUCUCUAUCUUCGCGUAGUGUAAUUUAAUAAGAAAAAAAUACGGUAUUGUUAACCACAAUCACGCAACGUUCCUGCUGUAGUCUGGAAGAAGUGACGCUAGAUUCGCAUCGCCGCCAUUUUGGAAUCGAUUGCUUCUUUUUUUGUUUUGUUGAUGCCAAAGACGGAAAACAAACAAUUUCAGAGUUUAGUGACGCUAUAAUGUUACCAAAAACGUUCAAGUUACUCAUAAGUGUGCAUCAAAGAUUACGAAAUAAAUCCUUCGUUGCAUAAAACG
Molecule: messenger RNA, 3444 nt
Organism: Cloeon dipterum
Lineage: Eukaryota; Metazoa; Arthropoda; Insecta; Ephemeroptera; Baetidae
Product: G-protein coupled receptor moody
Exons: 4
Coding region: 71-1483 (470 amino acids)
Biological process (GO): G protein-coupled receptor signaling pathway
Cellular component (GO): membrane
Molecular function (GO): G protein-coupled receptor activity
Source: RefSeq, a predicted model, not a curated record